Molecule: messenger RNA, 2391 nt
Organism: Drosophila busckii
Lineage: Eukaryota; Metazoa; Arthropoda; Insecta; Diptera; Drosophilidae
Product: fibrinogen alpha chain
Exons: 6
Coding region: 369-2375 (668 amino acids)
Source: RefSeq, a predicted model, not a curated record
GUGACUCUCCAAACCACUCUCACUUUCAUUAGGCAUAAUAAACGAGUUCCACUUUUGCUCUCAGUGUGGUGAGGUAAGUUACACUCAGUAUGUUGUAAAGCUGUGUUUUGCUAUGCCGUUAAUUAGGGCCGAACGAUCCAAACUGCAUUGUGGCUGAGACAAAUCGAGAUCUAAUAACGCGUUGUUCACAGAAAAGUUUCACCUACGGUACUGAUCGGUUGCGAAGCAUAAAAUAUUGAAACACCUAUCGGUCCGCGCAACCUAACUGAAUGGGCUUAAAAUAAUUGUUAAAAAUUAAUAUGAAUAUGUACAGGAGAUUUGCUUACUAAAUACAGUUUCUUAAUUUUCCUAUUGCUUACUUUUAGUGCAUGUAUAAUCCAAUACGAAUACAUACAUCUGUACAUAGUGGCUUAGGUCUGUGGUUUGCAGCCAUGACAGUUUUUCAGACGCAGUUCACUGACCGGCAGUCUUUAACAGUCAUUCUGUUGAUCGCUAACAUCGUGUACUCGAGUACUGUAUACUCGAGCGUAUCAGCAGCAACUAACUCUGCAGGAGGUGUGGCACGCUCUAUUACGGGCAAUGGAAAUUCGAAUCUUCGUUUAGCACUUCCACGAACUAGUGCUAGCCAAAUUAAUAGCGGCAGUACAACGGCUUCAAGCUUUAAGCUUGCUGCAAAAACAUUAAACUCAACACGCAAUGGAAACUUGCGAAUAAGAGAACAACAACUUUUAAACAUUUUUGAACUAAUUAUUACAACUCUAGAAGGGAAACUUAAAAGAAUUGAUAAUCUAGGAAAAUCGUUUGAAGAUUUAAGGAGUCAUAUAUCAAUAUUGGAGAGUCGCAUGUCAAAUAAUAUUGAAAAAACAGAUGAAGCACUUGCAAAGCUUAGUACAUUGGACUCUAAGCUAUCAAAAAGUAUUUAUAUGUUUCCAGAGAUCACACCUAGUUCCGACAACAUAAUGCAUUCUGCAAAAAUCCUGGCGACAUCAUCAACAUUUCAACUUGAUAGUCGGCUAGGUAUAUUAGAUCAAAAGGUCAGCGACAUUGAUUCAAAAUUAGAGAUAUUAAAAACACAAAUCGACAAUAAUUUCUUGCAAUUAGAUGAUUUUAAUGCAGAAGCCAGUGAGAAAAAACCUAUUACUAUGAAUGUUAUUGAAAUUACCAAAGCUAUGAAUGCCGAGGUAAUGAACCAUGUAUCAACAGAAGUACACCAACUGCGUGAUUCCACCGAUAACAUUGAUAAAAAGUUACAGUUUCACAUAAAUAUUGAAUCGGAAAAUAUUGGGAGAAUGCUACGACUGAUAAGCGAUAUACAUGGUGCUGUUGUAGAUCAUCACGAACACAUAAAUGAAUAUAACGUCACUACCACCGCAUUACCAGCAAUUAAAUUAAGUAAGAUUGAUGCACUUGUUAAACAAAUAAGCCCAAUGGUGACUGUUUCUGAAAAAAUGGAUGAAGUAUGGGAUGUUGUGAUGGGCACAAAGUCGUCUGUUGAUCACUUAUUGCCAAAGUCGGAUGCCCUUCUUACUCAAACCCAACGUCAAGAAAGAGCUAUUGGUGAAAUUCAUCAUGACUUAAAUAUGAAAACUAACCAAAUAAUAAAUAACUUAGACAUGGUAGAAAAGAGAUUAAAAAAGCAAGAGGAUGAUGUUCAAACACUAUCUCAACGACAACCAGCAACGGAAUUUUCAAUUGAUCCAACUAUUGAUCGCUUGAUUGAAUAUGACCCAACCAGGUACUCUGUCGUGGAUGACAGUCUUUUAGAUCUACAUGAGCCGAAACCUGCUAUGUCCUCCACUUCAAAAACUCUCGUUACGUCAACACCGAAUUCAAGCUUGAGCACAUAUUCUACUGCCGUAGCAAAUAGCACAGGCUUAAAUAAUAUAUAUAAUGUUAUGUUAAAUGGAACAACAGCACCAUUGGCUUGGAACACUACAGCCUCUAAAGCCGUUCUUCGAAAGGGUGGUAUAAUCUUUCCAAGUGUAAAAAACAAACCGGCUGUGGUAAACAGCACAUUUGUCAGCGAUAUUUAUGCCUUAAAGGAUGUUAAGGGCUUCUCGUGUGUAGACCUUCUAAACGCUGGUAUGAAACAGUCUGGAGUAUUUUACUUACAAAUUCGGGGAACAACUUAUUGGUUUUUAAAAGUAUACUGUGAGCAAAGUGUGUCAGAUGGAGGUUGGACGGUUAUUCAACGGCGUGAUGAUUUUGGAGAACCUCGGGAAAACUUUAAUCGCGAUUGGGCAGAUUAUAAAAAUGGUUUUGGUGAACCUGCAAAAGAGUUCUGGCUUGGAAACGAGAACAUUUAUAUGCUCACAAACAAUGAAGAAUACGCUUUACGAGUUGAAUUAGAAGAUUUUGAGGGAAAUAAAAGGUAAGUCAAGAAAUAUUUUC